AUGUUACACGUGUUCUACUCCAUCUCAGCUGCAGUCGCCCUAGUCUCAAACGUCUUCCUCCUCUCCCUCCUCGUCAACCCGGACCCACACCCCGUCGGCGUCCAAGCAGCUAUCUGGCCAAAACCAGCCUACGCCUGCCAAGGCCAUCGCACCGUGCAAGUCUCUUCCCAAUUUCAGUUCAAUCUCCCGCAGGAUGCACAUCCAAGACUCGUUGAAGGCGCGGCAAGGUACCGGAAUAGGAUCUUUAACAGCGACUUUGUGAGUCCGGUACCAAUGAGUGUUGAGGAUGCCGAGGCAGAGGAUCGGUCACAGGUUGGAACACUCGAGUUGAAGUCACUGGCUAUCGAUGUCGAGGAUCGAACUGGGAUUAUCGCCUUGGGACUCGGUAUUGACGAAUCGUACAGGCUAGCAAUUGCUUACGACGAAGACCCCGACGCAGAAUUUGAGCUGGAUGCAGCGGCGUGCAAGAAGAUCGCAAAAGAACCAUUCGGACAAGGAUUCAAGGGCAUCCUCAAGGCCAAGACCAUCUACGGUGCGCUGCAUGGACUGGAAACAUUCUCACACCUGGUGACCAACAAUCCACAUGACGGGACCAGAGAGAUCGCUCAGACCCCUCUCCUCGUCCAUGACCGUCCACUCUUCCCACACCGAGGUGUCCUCCUCGAUACCUCCAGGAAUUUCUUGUCGAUGGUGUCACUCUACAGGACCAUUGACGCCAUGGCCAUGAACAAGUUUAAUGUCUUUCAUUGGCAUAUCGUCGACUCGCCUUCGUUCCCUAUUGUUCUAGAUGAUCAAGUUGCUGGAGGGGAGGAAGCGGAUGAGGAUGAGAAUGAGGAUUCAGGAAGAGGCGACACGGAGUCGAAUGAAGGAGAAACGGGCGAGUAUGUGUACAAGGAACGAAAGCAUAAGACCCAGACAUCCUCAAGACCAAACCUCCCCCUCAGUCAACUAGCGGCCAAGGGCGCCUUCUCGGACAAGAUGGUCUACAGUAAGAAGGAGAUCAUAGACUUUGUCGAUUAUGCCAUGAACCGUGGCAUCCGUGUCAUCCCUGAGGUCGAUAUGCCCGGUCACGCCUGGUCUUGGUCGAAAGCCUUCCCCGAGAUCACGACCUGUCUUGACGGCUUCCCUUCUUAUUCUCGGUUCUCGGCAGAACCCCCCAGUGGGCAAUUGAACCCUGUCCACCCAAAGACAUACCAGGUUAUCCAAGGUGUGUAUGAUCAAGUCUUGCCGCUGUUCAAGGACAAGUUCGCGCAUGGUGGAGCGGACGAGGUCAACUUCAAUUGUUGGAACACGACCGCUUCGGUGACCGAACUGAUGGAGCGCAAGAAUAUCCCGAGGUCCAAGGAAGGCUUCGACAGGAUCUUGGAUGAGUUCACGGAACGUCAACACGGGAUGCUGAGGCAGGCUGGGAAACGCCCCAUCGUCUGGGAGGAACCUCUCCUCGCCCACGAUCUGAAGACUAUCAAGAAGAACAAGGACACCGUCGUUCAAGUCUGGACCUCUGCCGAGAAUAUCAAAAAGACUGUUCGACAGGGUCACGAUGUCAUUACAGGAUCUGCGGAUUAUUGGUAUAUGGAUUGUGGGUUUGGAGACUGGCUCGGCAACUGGACGAUGGGCAAGUCUUGGUGCGCGUAUUCGGACUGGCAGAAGGCGUAUUCGUUUAACCCCUUGCAGGGUUUGAACGCCAAGGAGUCAAAGAAGGUUCUGGGAGGCGAGGCAUUGUUGUGGGGUGAGCAGGUCGAUAAUACGAAUCUGGAUACCAAACUCUGGCCACGCGCCUCUGCCGUCGCUGAGGUACUUUGGAGCGGUAACUCGGACGACAGCUCAACAGGACUCUGGGAUGGCCGUAAACAACACAAGAACACUCUCCGAACCAUUGAGGCGCUGAACAGGAUUAACGAACACCGGUUCAGGAUGGAAGCUGAGAAUAUCCUGGCUGAACCCUUGCAGCCUCUUUGGUGUGUCAAGAACCCUGGUCAUUGCAACUGGCCUAUCCUUGACACCAAGCCUGAGGAUACCGAGAGUUAG
Messenger RNA from Linnemannia hyalina, 2028 nucleotides. Lineage: Eukaryota; Fungi; Mortierellomycota; Mortierellomycetes; Mortierellales; Mortierellaceae. The record is from the annotation of a GenBank genome assembly.